Messenger RNA from Centropristis striata (black sea bass), 1292 nucleotides. It is a transcript of the gene gpn3, whose product is annotated as GPN-loop GTPase 3. Gene Ontology annotation, molecular function: GTPase activity. Bases 111 to 968 code for a protein of 285 amino acids. The record is from RefSeq and is a predicted model, not a curated record. The transcript has 8 exons. Lineage: Eukaryota; Metazoa; Chordata; Actinopteri; Perciformes; Serranidae.
AAAACAAGAAGAAGAAGAAGUACAACAGCAUCAGUACAUAAACUAAAGUGUUUACAGUCAGCGAAUAAAGGGAUUUUAAUUUCAACACAGCACCUUUUCACUGAGGCAGAAUGCCUCGUUUUGCACAGCUAGUGAUGGGCCCGGCGGGGAGCGGUAAGAGUACUUACUGCUCCACCAUGGUCCAGCACCUCGGGUCCAUGAGCCGCUCAGCUCAGGUGGUCAACCUGGACCCAGCAGCUGAGCACUUUGACUACCCUGUCAUGGCAGAUAUCCGUGAGCUCAUCCAGGUGGAUGAUGUUAUGGAGGACGCUUCUCUCAGAUUUGGCCCAAACGGAGGCCUGGUCUUCUGCAUGGAGUACUUCGCCAACAACUUUGACUGGCUCGCGGAAAGCCUGGGUCACGUAGAGGACGACUACAUACUGUUUGACUGCCCAGGUCAGAUUGAACUUUAUACGCACCUCCCUGUGAUGAGGCAGCUGGUGGAGCAGCUCCAGCAGUGGGAGUUUCGGGUGUGUGGGGUCUUUUUGGUUGACUCCCAGUUCAUGGUGGAGUCUUUCAAGUUCAUCUCAGGAGUCAUGGCUGCCCUUAGUGCCAUGGUGUCAUUAGAGAUCCCACAAGUCAACAUCAUGACAAAAAUGGACCUGCUCAGUCCCAAAGCCAAGAAGGAGAUUGAAAAGUACCUGGACCCAGACAUGUACUCAAUGAUGGAGGAUACCCCAGAUAACAUCAGAAGCACAAAGUUCAAGAAUCUGACUAAAGCCAUCUGUGGUUUAAUUGACGACUACAGCAUGGUGAGAUUCAUGCCUUUUGACCGCACAGAUGAGGAAGGUAUUAAUAUAGUCCUUCAAAACAUUGACUUCUCAAUACAGUAUGGCGAGGACCUGGAGUUCAAGGAGCCCAAGGAGGUUGAGGAGGAGCCUGGUAAUCUAAAUUAUGAUGAGGCUUUUCAAGAAAGAGAGGACAGCUGAGGAGAAGCCCGACUCCAGAAUUUCUCCAAAAAAGUCUGGAGUUGAAACCAGCUGAUGAAGAAACAGGAUAUCAAGUCCAGAUGGAGAUGGCAUGUGACUGCAAGGAUGUAGAGAAAUUGACAUGUGUUAGGGAAAAGACUGGCUGGAAAUCAUGAAUAUCUUGUGUCAUGUACAGUAUUUUCAGAAGGUUUGUUCUUGUGUUUGCUGUUUCAGUGACUCAAGAAUUGUGUGAUUUCGUCCCAUUCGUGUAUGUUUAUUUUAAGAGUUAUUAAAUACAUUUAUUAUUGCUAUAUUUUUUAAUAAAACAUUUAGCAAAAUUUACAA